CUUAACCUGCAUUCUGCGCACGCGUGGCGUGGUUAAUUUUUUAUUUUAUUUUAUUUUUUUUUGGUUUAACAUGGAUUUUGAAAGCUUGUAUCGCACAAGUCAGAUCAAUGGCACCAUUUACAUAACCACACGUAAGGAACUGGACGAGGAACUGAAGUGCUCGCUGGAGGAGGGAGCCGGUGAGCUAUUUCUUACUUCUAUCCCCAAACAUCCGCAUUGUACUCCGGAAAAGAUUGUGGAGUUGGCCAGCGAACUGGGUGAGAUUUACGCCCUUCGCUUUAAGAUCGAUUUUUCUGGGCAAAGUCGUGGCUAUGCCUACUUGCAAUAUAUCAAUGCGCCUCUCAAGGAGGCGGCAUUGGAAUACCUGCCGAGGAGAUUCAGCCAGAGGAACCUCAAAAUCAAGGUGCUCACAUCGAACAAUAACCGCGAGUUGUUGCUAAAUCGGGUCGAGAAGCUCAGUCCGUGGCAAGUUUACCAGGAGAUGCGCAAGAUAUUUCCCUUCGCCAUCCUUCGAGUCUACGAGUACCAAUACGAUGCGUUCAUCUACAUCUUUGGGUAUCGAAACAACGAUGCGGCUGCCAGUGCCCACCAGAGCAUAAGAAAUGCCAUCAGAAAGUUCGGAGCACGUGCCCGCAUCUCCUGGUUUAGUCGCGGGAAUUUCUUGAGUGGUGCCAAGGUAAACUCCUAUUGCUGUCGGAAAUUGGACUUGAACAAUAUGGAUUUCGUUCCAAGCAUUGAAACUGAUUGUUUCAAAUUUUAAAACGAAUUUAUAAGUUUUUCGGAUAUAUUGAGUUACUCUCUCGGUUGCACAAACCUAAGCUUGUGGGAGAAUAACGUAUAAAAGGGAUUGUGAUAUGGGGAUACUUCUACAUAAUUCCAAAAUAAGUAUAUUAGACUUAUUUUUUUUAUUUCAUAAAACAAAGUCCCCCAACAGCUGUAGCAAUGGAAAACCUAUUUACCCAAAUAAUAAUAAUUGAAUAACAGAUUAUUGCUCCGAAACAAGUAAAGUAACAGUUUAUUAUUGUCAAACAGAUAAAUAUUUUUUUUUGACUAUCAUCUAUUUUUGAUAUUGAAAUAUC
Messenger RNA from Drosophila rhopaloa, 1079 nucleotides. RefSeq names its product probable RNA-binding protein 46 (gene tut). NCBI's taxonomy places the organism in Eukaryota, Metazoa, Arthropoda, Insecta, Diptera, Drosophilidae. The transcript has 3 exons. Bases 71 to 760 code for a protein of 229 amino acids. The record is from RefSeq and is a predicted model, not a curated record. Gene Ontology annotation, molecular function: RNA binding.